UCGUAUUUUAAUAUUUAAAAUUCGUGGAAUGCUCGAAGACCCCUCUGAGCAUAAGUGUAUCACUUUGGUUUUAAACGUGCAUAAAACAUCAGUUAAAAAAAUUAAAAUUUUACUAAAUUCGCGGUGCAACGGAAAACAUCUGAAUCGCACCCUCACCACUGCGUCAUACUAAUGCCUUCGGAAAUCCGACGCAAUACCAAGUAGGCGUGACCAUGCAGUCCAGCCUCGGUGGAUUUGCGAAAUCUCGAUAGCACGAAGCGACGAAGGGGUUGGCUGAUCAACAGGUAGAUUCGCCCCCCCACCGCUCGGAUAAGCCGCGAGGCUAAGCGCCGGCGCGAGAGUCGCGGCUAAGCCGUGGCCCCUCCGAGAGAGUGAAAGAGGGUGUGACCUGCGUAGGUCUGUUGGCUCGAUUGGCUCAGCUGCUGGACGUGUGAGGAUGCUCCUCUCGAUGAGGGUGGAGUGUUGGGUUUUAUUGUGUCGAAAUGUUUUUCUUUCGUGAACCAGUGAGUUAUUUUGGAUACAGAAAUUGAAGCUCAUUUAAGUCUGCAUAAGAAACUACUUAAUAAAUAAGAUGUAACACUUGAAAAAUUAUAUGACAACAUAACGUUUGACGGAAGACAAUUGAUACUUUUAAAAAAAGAUUACAAAGCUUAUCUGUAAAUAAAACAAUAAAUUCGAUACGUCAGAGCCUCGCUAUACAAUGCAACAUGGUUCGAAUGAAGCAACUCAUCAAAAUUUCAUCGGCCGCAUCAAGCCAGCUGUAAUACAUGAGUAAUCUUCAAAAAUCGCAUGAUCCUCAUCAAUCUUUUACUCGUAGGAAGUCGGUAGCCAGUCGCUCAUCCUCGAUGCUUCGUCCUUUAACCGCAAAGAGAACAAGACAGAGGAUAAAAAAAAAGAAAAAACGAAAGAAGAACGAGAGAAGACGCUUCGCUUAACCUCGUCGAGCGCGGAGCCGGCCGUGUAUAGCUCGAGCGGAUCGCAAGAGGUCGUAUUACCGGCGAAGUGGACGACGACGUCGUCUCGAGAAAAUAUCCGCAUGGGUCAGCCCGAAGAGGGGCUUAGACCGCGGACACGGAGAGAGAAGAGGACGCUCCGGCAAUAUCGGCUUUGGGAUACUCGAGGUGCGCGCGACUCGUCGUCUCGUUUUUUUCUCUUCUUCUUCUUCUCUCCCGUGUGUACUCGACAUGAGGCUCGUGCCGAUUUCCAUCCGGUGAUGCGGCCGAGCUUCUGAAGAUCGUUGGAUUCAGUGGUGUGCGGGUGCGACAGAGGAUGGCAGAAGAGACGUUGGGAAAAAGUGCUGUCUCGUGGCUGGUGGUUGUUUUGCUGCUUUUACUGGAAGUGAAGGCCCGUGGCUGCCCCGCGAGAUGUCAGUGCGACCUGGUUCAUGUGCCGCGCACAGUCAACUGCGCCGGCUUGGGACUGCAAGCUUUCCCGGAGAACAUCAGCGAUGUCGUGGAGCACCUGGACCUGUCGGGUAACCUGCUUACGGAGCUGCCCGCGGAGGUGAAUCGGCUUACGGAGCUCCAGCACCUCAAUUUGGCGCGCAACAAAUUAAGCUCCUUGCCAGCGAAUCUACGGGGCCUGGGCAAUUUGCGCAAGCUCGACCUAAGCGAGAACGCGCUGAAGGAUCCCCAGCCGGAUCUCGCUGGGAUCACUCACCUGGCACGACUGAAGACGCUCUAUCUCGCGGGCAAUCCCUUGACCGAGCUCGACGGUCUCAAAAACGCGGCGCUGCAGUUCCUCAGCGCUGACUCGUGCGGCAUCGAGAGGCUUAAAAAUACAUCAUUGUCGGGUCUACCGGAGCUUACGAAGUUGAGUUUGUCCGGCAACCCGCUGAAAGACAUCAAGGAUCCUUACAGUCUGAAGCUGAAAGGGCUCGAUCUCUCGAAAUGCCAAUUGAAAGUCUUGAGUCCACGCGCGUUUCAGGGCUUUCCGGAGCUUAUUGAUCUGCGCUUGGCCGAAAAUCCGACCUUGGUAUAUAGCACUAGAUACGAGACGCUGCGUCACCAGAAGCUUCAAAAGAUCGACGUUUCUCGUUGUGAUCUGGACCGACCUGGUCUCCAUGGCUUUCCAUCCCUGACCUACGCCAGAUUAUCCAGCAACUCGAUUCGAAUGCUGCCCGAUCGAAUCUUCGCCAAGAACCGCGAACUGACUCAUCUCUUUCUCGACUACAACCACCUCGAGCGCCUGAACAGGAGCACCUUCGCUAACCUCCUGCGACUUCAGGUCCUCGAUCUCUCGGCGAACGGCCUCAAAGCCGUGCCAUCUAUGGCGUUCCGUGACAACAUCGAACUGCAGUUUCUGAAUCUUUCGGACAACUACAUGGUCGAUUUUCCGAAACUGUCCACCUCGGUGAUCAGUCUGGAUCUCUCGGCUAAUCUGAUAAGCAGAGUUGAUCCAAACAGUUUAUCGGGGACCCCGAGCCUGUACCAUUUGAAUUUGAGCAAGAAUCUUAUUGACGAGAUGCCCAGUGGCUUAGAUUCGGGGACUUUGAGGAAUCUGAUCCUGAGGAGGAACAGGAUCACGUCGUUGGAGAACGUUAGCCUGAGUGGUCUUCCUGAAUUAGAAAAGUUAGAUCUUUCUGGAAACAUGUUGACCAAAGGCGUGACACCAGAAAUAUUCUUCGACAAUCCCAAUCUGCGCCAUCUCUAUUUGCACGACAAUCCCUGGAUAUGCGACUGCACACAACUCUAUCCAGGUUACAUGUUUCUGACCAGUUUGGCGGCUAAAACAGAAACGCUGAUAUGUCAUAGUCCGAAAAACGUGACAGGCUUUUCCUGGAAGCUUGCCUGCGCCAACGAAUGGAAAAGAGAGAUUCUGCACAAAAGCAAUAACAAAACCUGGGGACUCAUCCUCGUGAGUCUUCUGACCGUGGUCGUGCUCACGGGCACGAUUAUCUCGAUAAGACAUUCGAUGAAAUUAAAGAGACAAUCGAGAAACCAAAGACUGGAAGUUGAGAGAGCCGAAGUCAGAGAGAGAUUAAGACUUUUGCAAAGGAGAAGCCAACGACUACAGGAGGAACUGCGAGAGGUCGCCUCGGAGCCGCGUAUCCAUCCCAUGGAACUGAUCGGACCUCCGAGUUACGAGGAAGCGGUGACGAUGCCGCGUCUAGCUCGUUCCCUCGAUGCCCUGGAUACCGUGACCACCAAUAGCCGCAGUACGACGGUCAUCCGGAUGACCGGUUCGUCGGAGAGUCUUCGAGCUGGUAAGAAACGAUGCAGACCUCGUCGGUUGCGUUCCCAAAGCGAGGACAACCUGACGCGACGAGAGAUGCGUCGUCAGGAACGUCUGAGACGAGCCAGAGAAACGGGUCCUACAGCUGGACAGAACGACAACGUUGAUAACAGACAAGAGGAUGACCCGGAUGACAAAGAAGGCAGGUCUAGGAAUAGACCUCCUACACCCACGGCUGCCAAAAGGAAGAGCAUCAGAAGGAUGUCGACGAGAAAUGGAACUUCGACUGACGACGAGGACUCGGAAGGUGGAGGUGAAGCUGGAGGAAGAAGAAUCGGAAGGACGGUUAUAAGGCAUUUGGACAGGGAGCCCAGAAGCGGAUACAGACCCUCCACAGACGGCGAUAGCUGAACUGCUGAGUCGAUUGUUUAUCUCUGAAAGAUGGUUAUAAUUAUAUAUUAUAUAUAAUUAUAAAGGAAUAUUUGUAGAGUGCGAUAGCUGUCGCGUGAUUUCUUCUUUAAAGGUUUUGCGAGAAGAAAGUUGUUGCACCUCGUUGGCCAAACUUUGGUAACUGGAAAAUGAUAAGAUGUGGUGCGCAAACGUAUUUUGCUAUUUCGUUAAUAAUUAACUUAUCAACCGUCAUUGUACCAAUAAGAUAGGUACAUUGAUGAGAUCGAUCUAUAAAAUAGAAACUAAUUUUUGAAUUCUAGCAUAAAAAUCGACACUCUUUCUGUAAGCGUGAUUAUGUAUAUACAUAGCAUAAACAUUUAUUUUUUAUAAAAUUCAAAUGAAAAUCAUAUAAUUCAAACGAUCAUCGACAACCACAAGCAAAAAUUAUGCAAAAAUAAGAACAAAAAUUCAUAAAGAAUGCAAAUCAUAGAAUAAAACUAUUUUUAAAAUUGAUCUACUGCGGUGAUAGUUUUCGAAAGCCAUGUAAUGUGAUAUGAUUACUCAGAUAUACUGUAGAGUUGAAAAACAGUAAAACGUUUUUUAAUGGGAAAAAAUCUAUGAGUAUCUUCUUGCAUAAUAGAAUUAGACUAAUGAAUUAAGUCUGUUGGAAUGCAGCUGAACUAUUUUUAUUGCUUCCUGGAAAGUUCUAAGUCAAAUGGGAUUUAAGAUGGUAAAAAUAGUACAAAGACAUCGUUGCGUGUUCAUUAGUCAUCAGUUUCAUUGCCUAAUUAAAUUCAAUCAGUAAUGCUGCAUUCUUAUAAGAGACGUAAUUGGAUUGCAAAACAUUUUAUACUAUUGAACAUAUAUAAACGCAUGGCUAUGUCUUUUACUUGUAAAAAAAAAUAAUUUUAUCUUUUUGUAUACCCGUAUAAUAUAUUAAUGAUAGAUAUUGAUUAUUGUUUUAUGAAUAAAAACAUUUCUAAAAAUGUUGCAGUGUUACAGAACGAUUUGCGACUAUUGUAACGGUUUGAACAUUUAUUUAUUAAAAUCUUAUAAUAAUAUAUCGUUCGUUUGUAAAUUUAUAAUCAAUAGUAUAAAGAAUCGUUUGUGUAAAAUAAAUAACAAAACACUAGGUGUAUAAUAUGUAGAUUAUCGAUGUUUAUGUAAAUAAAAUAUUAUUACAAAAUUUAAAGAAGUAUGAUGUAUAAUUUCUGAAACUAUUUAAUCUCUAAAUUACAUUGGUUUUUCGUUAUUACAAAAAUAUCUAUAACCAUCGUUUUUACGUACAAAUAUACAGAUACAUAUAGCUACAGUCAUUAAAAAAUAUUUCAACUCUAACGUAGCGUAAAACUUGUAUAGUACCUACAUUGUCACAUACUUUACGUAUACAUAUACAUAUAUGAUGUCGCGCUUCUAACGAUUAUACAAAUAGGCCUAGGUGUAUACGUACAGCUUACGUAUAUACGCCUAUACCUAUUUAUAAGAAGAUGGCUCACUUUUUCCUUGACGCAAUAGUAAAAGCUGCGUGUAUUCUGCCUUAUCCGAUGUAGAUACGCCGAACCGAUAAGGUCGACGAACUCGAUGUAGGCUGAAACGAAGAGAUAACGAAUGAAACGUGAAAAGGCUCGCUUAGCAACGCACCGGUUCAGCGAGGAAUUGGAAAAAAAGAAUCUCCAUUUGUUUUUUGCAACAAACUAAAAUAUUGAUUCGAUUUACUGAUUUAAGGCAGCCAUUAUAUUUAUAAAUUAAAAGCCUUACGUUACAUUAAUUGUACAGCCUAUGUGUUACUAUUUUGUUGUUUCUUGGAUGAAAAGAGAAUCUGCUUACUAUUUCUACUUCAUUCAUGCAAAUACCUUCGCAUUUUAAAAAGAUAAUUUUGUCUGAGUAAAUAGUUUUUGCGCAACUUUAUUCGAUUUUCUAGAGAAUUAAUAUAAUUAACUACAUUACAAUUUACAGAAGAAUCUAAUGAUGCAUAUUAAACAGACAGAUAAAUGUAUAGUCGAAUAAGUUAAUAUACAAAUCUCAACCUUACAGUUAUGCGCGAGAACUGUUAAAAAAAGUCACAAAAAUAUAAUUGUUAUACUAUUCGUAUUUCUUACACACCUAAUGAUCUAGGAAGUUUAUACCUCAACGUCUAUAAGGUAAAGUUACUAAAUAAGAUUAAAUUUAUGGAAUAGUUGCUUAUAGUACAUGAUUUAUUUAGUUUUGAGCACGAUUUAUUUACAUUUGAAUAAAAGCAACUUUGAUAUACCUUCAAGAUAGAUAGGAUGAAGAGGACGAGUGCGCGCGCUCGCGAAAAACAUUGUUUUUAUUCAAAUUUAAACGUGUACUUAAAUAUAUAUUUUACAUAAUUGUAAACUCGUUAUUGUUUUGACGUUGUUUUCGUUCCGUAAUACCGAAAUACGAAGAGCGAAAGAUGAAUCUUCAAAUGUACGUCAGCAUCAAAGUAUUGCAAACUUUCCUCGUACGCAAACAUACAACUUUAACACAUCGUCGUGCUUCGUGUCCGAAAUCGAAAUGAUCAUAGUCAACAGU
This is a messenger RNA of Nasonia vitripennis (jewel wasp), 6099 nucleotides long. RefSeq names its product chondroadherin-like protein. Gene Ontology annotation, molecular function: protein binding. Bases 1270 to 3585 code for a protein of 771 amino acids. Gene Ontology annotation, cellular component: extracellular matrix. The transcript has 7 exons. NCBI's taxonomy places the organism in Eukaryota, Metazoa, Arthropoda, Insecta, Hymenoptera, Pteromalidae. The record is from RefSeq and is a predicted model, not a curated record.